CGGCAGAGCCUGUGUCGCUCCAUCGUGCUCGAAGCGGAGGGCAGCGUCGCACAGCCCCCGGUGCGCAUCGUCGUCGACGCAUGGGGGUGAGUUCAUAGCUGUAGCAAGACGCCGCUUUGUUCGCGCAUGGCGCGAGGUGGGCGUCAAGCUGGUGUUCGUGUUCGACGGAGCGCCGCCGCUCGAAAAACAUGACAAGCUUAUUAGCCGCAUGCAGGCGAGCAUCGACAAGGCCAGACUAUUCUAUACGACGCGGCCCGAGAGCCGCUCUUCUCCGGGCGGACAGAGGGGGGACAAGGCGAUCCUGCCGCCGUUCGCGAGCCUGGCAUUUGCGGCGGCGCUCGCAUCACUCGAUGUCGAGACGGUCUUCGUGCCCCGCGGCGAGGCGGAUGGGCAAUGCGUUGUGAUUGCCGCCGAGAUGGGCGGGUAUGUCCUGGGGCUCGACUCAGACUUUGUGAUCCUCGGCAGCGCAGCCGACAUGAAGGGCUACAUCCCCUUCGACAUGGUGGAGUGGAUUGAGCCGACGACGACACACGAAGCGGUGGGCGACGGCUUCACCACGACGUCAGCCAAGAAGGUGCGCGUGCGCUCCGUCUCCCGCCUUCUCCCACGCUCCAGCGGUGCGACCCUCAUACUCCCCAUCUACACGAGCGAGGCGCUGGCCCGCCGCCUGCGCCUGCCCCUCAACAUGCUCCCUCUCCUCGCCGCUCUCUUGGGCAACGACUACACCUCCUCCUCAGAUACGAACUACACGCUCGACCGGGUCGACCGGGUCGCGCGCACGCUGCGCGAGACCGUCGCGCGGCCGGGCAGCCACAACGCUGACACGGCUUACGAGCUCGUGUCGCGUGUUGUGCGCAAGCUUCACGCACAAGCGUAUGUCGACGAACGCAAGCUCGCCGAGAAGGUCGACGGCGCCAUCGACGCGACGAUCCAGUACGUCCUCCCCUCGCCGCAGUGCUGUUCGCUGUAUCCUUUCUGCUCCCGGCUUAGCGAAGGGUGUACAACGCGCGCGUGGCGCUUGCCUACCGCCCUUAGGUCCGAGGCGUCGGCGAGCGUCGUCGAGGCGUACGCUGCUGCCCGAGCCACAGGGCACUUGGAUAUCAUGACGCGCGCAUGGCUCCAUCCCGGACGUGUGUAUCUGCGAGACGCGCUCGAAAAUCCCGCGGGACCCUCGGCGCGGGCGGGCAGGAUAUCGAUCAAUGCGCGGCGGGCGACGUACGCCAUCGUGGAUGCUGCGCUAGGCAUGCGCUGGCCUGCGAAGGGUGCGCAGAAUGACGAGGCGCUUGAGAGGACCGAAACGGCGCAGCUGAUGGCCGGGCUGUCGUUACAGCCGUCAGCGGACGACGCUGACACGGUCGAGAACGGGGAGAAGUCGCAAGACGAGGCCGAGACCGUCGGGAACGGUGAGAAGCCGCAGAGCGAGGCAGGGACUGUCGAGGACAAAAGCGCGCUGGACGAUGCCGAGGAUGGAACACAGGAGGCCGCCGUGCGCCGCGUUGUGACCGAGUACCUGAGGCAGGGGAGCAGUGCGCGCGUCGGCUCGCAGCAGAUCGAGCUCCCCGCUCCUGGAGACAGCACUUCACUUCUGGCGCCGCUCGACGAGCGCCUCGCGGCCUUCCGAGACGCGCUGGACGCGCCGGCCUCUGUCUCCUCCCUGCCCGUCGACGCGCAGCCGCUCGCGUGCGCGCUGCGCAUGUGUAUCCUCUCCGCGGCCGAAACAGACCCCGGCGGACACCAGGGGCGCCGCUGGCGCCGCAGCGAAGUGGAGGCGGUGGUGCGCGCCGCACUCGGAUGCAUGAAGGGGUGGGACGACGACCUCGACGAUGACGUGGACGCCGAAGAGCUCUAUCCGCUCCUGGAGACGCGCAAUGCCGAGCUCGUCGCGCAGCUCUCGGCGGCACUGCUGGACACACUGACGCUCGCGCAGGCGCUGCUUCUCACCGACGGCGCGCACAUCACGCCGUACGUCUACGUGUCCGGCACCGCGCUGCACUCGCUCUUGAGUGGUGCGGAGCCGCCGGCCGCUUGCGGGUGGCGCCGGUCGCGCGCGUGGGAGCAAGAGCUUGAGGACAUUGUCGCGGCAGUGCUCGAUGGCGCGGAGGAGGCGCUGGGCGUCGCGCACGCGCCGAAGAAGAAGAAGAAGAAGCAGCGCGCCGAGGCGCCCGCGCCGGCCAAGGGCGGCAGGUUCGAUAUGCUGCUUGAUGAGAUGAUCUGAUGCAUUAGGCAUUGC
Molecule: messenger RNA, 2230 nt
Organism: Cutaneotrichosporon oleaginosum
Lineage: Eukaryota; Fungi; Basidiomycota; Tremellomycetes; Trichosporonales; Trichosporonaceae
Source: RefSeq, a predicted model, not a curated record